Molecule: messenger RNA, 1378 nt
Organism: Tarenaya hassleriana
Lineage: Eukaryota; Viridiplantae; Streptophyta; Magnoliopsida; Brassicales; Cleomaceae
Product: 4-diphosphocytidyl-2-C-methyl-D-erythritol kinase, chloroplastic
Exons: 11
Coding region: 61-1251 (396 amino acids)
Biological process (GO): terpenoid biosynthetic process
Cellular component (GO): chloroplast
Molecular function (GO): ATP binding; 4-(cytidine 5'-diphospho)-2-C-methyl-D-erythritol kinase activity
Source: RefSeq, a predicted model, not a curated record
GGCUUCUGUUUCUCUACUGCUUCCCAGCGGACUCUCCAACAAAUUCAAACUCAGGGAACAAUGUCAAUGGCUUCUCCGCAGAUUUUCUCCUCUCCCAAUUUCAAUUGCGCUUCAUUCAGAUCCAGCUUUGCGUCUUCUCGUCCGUUUACUCUUUCUUCCACCUCUUCUUCCGCUUCUCCCUCUCCGAGGCUUCUUCGAUCACUGAAGAACUCUGCCGUCAAAGCUUCUAGAAACCGAGUAGAGAUAGUGUAUGAUCCUGAGGAGAGGCUGAAUAAGCUAGGAGAUGAUGUGGACAAAGAAGCUCCCAUGUCACGGCUCUCUCUGUUCUCGCCCUGCAAGAUCAAUGUAUUCUUGAGGAUAACUGGAAAGAGGGAAGAUGGGUAUCAUGAUUUGGCAUCUCUAUUUCACGUAAUAAGCUUAGGAGACACAAUUAAGUUUUCAUUAUCACCGUCAAAAACCAAAGACCGGCUAUCGACAAAUGUCUCUGGAGUUCCUCUUGAUGAGAGAAAUCUGAUUAUUAAAGCUCUUAACCUUUACAGGAAGAAAACUGGCAGUACAAAAUUCUUCUGGGUUCAUUUAGAUAAGAAGGUGCCUACAGGAGCUGGACUCGGUGGUGGAAGCAGUAAUGCUGCAACUGCACUCUGGGCUGCAAAUCAGUUCAAUGGAGGUGUUGCCUCUGAGAAGGAACUUCAGGAAUGGUCAAGUGAAAUUGGGUCAGAUAUUUCUUUCUUUUUUUCCCAUGGAGCUGCCUAUUGUACUGGGCGAGGUGAGGUUGUUCAAGACCUUCCUCCACCGUUACCCUUGGACCUUCCAAUGGUUCUCAUAAAACCCCCUGAAGCAUGUUCCACAGCUGAUGUCUACAGACGCUUCCGUCUGGAUCAGACCAGCAAGAUUGACCCACUAUUGUUACUGGAAAAUAUCACAAGCAAUGGAAUAUCUCAAGACGUCUGCGUUAAUGAUUUGGAACCACCAGCAUUUGAAGUUCUCCCAUCUCUUAAGCGCUUGAAGCAACGUGUAAUUGCAGCUGGACGUGGGGACUAUGAUGCCGUCUUUAUGUCUGGGAGUGGAAGCACUAUUGUCGGUAUCGGUUCUCCAGAUCCUCCGCAGUUUAUUUAUGAUGACGAUGACUACAAGAACGUCUUCUUAUCCGAAGCGAACUUCAUGACUCGGGAAGCAAAUGAAUGGUACAAAGAACCCCCUUCUGCAACUGCUACCACCCAAUCCUCAGAAUCUGAGCAGAGUUACCAGUGAUUAAAAAAAAGAACAAAAGGAAACAUUACAUUCUAUAAAACAAAUAAUGCACCUUGUAAGCGUUGAAGGUGUUUUGAAUUCUUCUAGUGGCUUCUCUAAAGGUGGGAUAUCUUGGGUUUCAAUUCAA